This is a messenger RNA of Ylistrum balloti, 2786 nucleotides long. Its product is annotated as protein Aster-B-like. The transcript is spliced from 16 exons. Gene Ontology annotation, biological process: intracellular sterol transport. The coding region runs from base 1 to 2715 and encodes 904 amino acids. The record is from RefSeq and is a predicted model, not a curated record. Gene Ontology annotation, cellular component: endoplasmic reticulum membrane; plasma membrane; endoplasmic reticulum-plasma membrane contact site. Gene Ontology annotation, molecular function: sterol transfer activity; sterol binding. Lineage: Eukaryota; Metazoa; Mollusca; Bivalvia; Pectinida; Pectinidae.
AUGCUCAAGCCACUUGAAAAUAUUGACGGUAGAGACGAUUCACUCAAUACGCAUGAAGGAAACGGCGAUUCUAUAAGCGGAAAUAAUCAACAUAGCUUCAGUUGUGACAGCAACGUCAAUCGGGAGACGAAACAAAAUUUUGUCAAUGGAUCAAACAACAACAACAACGAUGAAGAUGUAGCAUCAACAUUAUCCGUGACCGGUGCAAUCAAUACUCUUCUUCGUCGGUCACCUCAACCUUCUUUAAAACGGAAGGCUGGCGAGAUCUCUCCAGUCAACGUUGCCUCAAGUCAGGAGUCCUCAACGAGCUCAGAACCUUUCAUCAAUAUUGAAAUGAACUGUGAUUCUCCGGGGAGGAAUUGCAGUCCGGUUUACAGACGAACCAGUUCUCCUGUCGUUAAAGAUGUUGAACACAGAUCCACACCCAGCUGUCUAUCCGACAUGCAUCUUGAAAAUAACAUCGCAACAGACCACAAUAAAACAUCAAAUUCUCUUGACCACAAUAUACCCUCAGACUCCAGGAGUUUUGAGUCCAGGAAAUCUCAAAUUGAGACUCCAUCGGAAACAUCUUUGUUUGGCAACAGUUUAUCAUCUUCCAAGAUGACUCCAAAGGUCACAGUAUCAUCGGCAAGUUCAAAGGUCACAAGUUCACCAAGCAUGUGCAAUGAUAAGUUGUCAGUUGCGAAAUCCGAUAUUGAAAGGUCCUCAUCUUUAAAAGGCUUAGAGAGGGCUUCUGACUCAGGAAGUCGGAGCAGUGCCGAAUUUACACGUGCUCAUUCGCGUGAAAGGUCAUUUGAGAAGUCAUUAGACAACAUAAUGGACAAGUGUUCAGAAAAAUCAUUGGAUCUGAAUCUGAGUGUGGAAUGUAAAAACGGAACUCUCAGUGAUAAAACUUCUGUGGAUGAAUCUAAUGUCAGUAAAAAAAGUGACAAGAAAAAGAAAACCGCACCGUGGUACACGGUGGAACAAAUUUUCACCCCCAUCUUAAAUUCACCCUCCCAGUUCUUGGACAAAAAGGAUGGAAAUUUAACGGGGGUGAAAAUUUCCUGGUAUACAGAAAUUUACUACUCAUGUGCACUUCAGAAAGACAUCCUGGUUCACGGCCGAAUGUUUCUCACACAGAAUUGGGUUUGCUUCUACGCCAACAUUUUCCGUUGGGAGACUGUGCUGACCAUCCCAUGUAAAGAAAUAACAGCAGUGACAAAGGAAAAGACAGCAAGAGUAAUUCCUAAUGCUAUACAGAUAGCUACAGACAAGGAGAAACAUUUCUUCACCUCAUUUGGUGCUCGGGAUAAAACCUACAUGAUGCUGUUUCGUGUAUGGCAGAAUGCACUUCUAGAGCAGCCUAUGUCCCCCAAGGAACUCUGGCAGUGGGUUCAUUAUAGCUAUGGAGAAGAGCUUGGUUUAACUUCGAGUGAUGACGAUUAUGUGGCGCCACCUUCAGGGAUUGAAGAAACAGUGGAAGAAAACAGUAAGUGUGAAAAUACGGACUCGUCUGAAGCUGUUCCAAUUGGAGAUAUUGAGGAAGUUGAUUCCCCAGAGGGUUUAGAAUUCACGCCUAUAGACAAAUCUCCCAAAAUGGGGCCAAUGGAGCUCCCAACCGACCAAAGUGACACAACAGAUGACAGCGAAGGGGAAGUUGUAUGCACCACAGACCACAGUCACUUCUGUAAAGAGAUGCUUUACGCUGUGUAUUACAUCCCGGUGGAGAAAUUGUUUGACCUCCUGUAUACUGACACGGCCUUCAUCCAAAGUGUUCACCUGUCUAAACGUAACAGUAAUUUGGCCGUGUCUCCAUGGCAGGAUGAUACCAGUAGAACAGGAAAUCGACAUCGUACACUAAGUUAUACAGUGGCUCUGAAUUAUUCCAUUGGUCCUAAAUCAUCACACACUUUUGAAAAACAGACAUUGUACAAGUUGUCGAAGCCAGGGUCUCUGUAUGUGGUGGACACAGAGUGUUCUAUGGCUGGAAUUCCAUAUGCAGAUGCAUUUGUGGUUGUCAACAGAUUCUGUAUAUCACGUGUCACACAUCACAAGUCUCGUCUACGAAUCACCACAGAGAUACGAUACAAGAAAUCUGUCUGGGGACUUGCCAAAAGUAUGAUAGAGAAGAAUGGUUACCAGGGAUCGGAGGACUUCUUCAAAACUCUGGACGCCCAUCUGAAGCGAGAAGUGGAAAGUCUACAGGAGUCCAAUAAAGGCUCACAGACACAGUCACUGAAACGUAAACUCCGUAAACGACGAACACGUACCAAUCCAACUAAUAUGGAAACGGCAGCUCUUAAACAGACCAAACCAACCAUGUCUCGACAUCUGUCUCUCAUGGAUAAUAAAACAAAACAGUCACGUCACACACCACAAGCUGUUCCUCCCUCUCCUAUACGAUAUAUAGGAGUUUGGCUUGUUUUACUAGUUAUAUUUAAUGCCAUACUUUUCUACAAACUCUGGUCGCUGGAGGGCUUUGCCACCAUGUUGUACUCGCCUCACUCACCAGCUCACAUUGAUGAAACAAUAAGUCCAAAGUCACAGGAGGAAUGGAUGAGUGUCCUGAAACAGCAGCAGUAUCUUUACGAACGAGAGAUCGACAAAUGGAAGGAAAUUCUCUCUUCCUCUAUCACUCUCAUUGACCAGAUGAAACUGACAUUAGUUGAACUCAGAAACAGUUUAGAAAACAGACUUUCUACAAAGGAUAUUUAUCAGAUGCAUGAAGCGUGAUAGGAACCCUCUCACAGGAUUAUCUUCAACAUGUAAGAGGGCGUAAUGUGCCAUGUGCAAUAAGCAUUCAC